UCAUUAAUGCGCGCCGCGUGUUUACAGACAACCGUCCAAAAAAAAAAUAAAAUCAGUUUCCAGCUGUUCUCACUCUAAACACGGAGUCUUAUUUCAGAUUGUGACAGGAGUGCAGGUGGAGGACAAGCACAGAGUGAAUAAGACGGUGCCUGUGGAGAAAAACCUGCAUUUUUAGACACAUUUUGCGAGCUACUUUGUGGAUGUUGUCUCAGUGUGGAUGUGAUUGGAAGCUACUGUGAACCCAAAAAAAGUUGUCAGAGGCUGAAACCAUCUUAAAAACCUGCUCAUUAUAAAGUUACAGUGAUGUGACAUGGCGUCUGCAAGCGGGGUCUUAAUGUGAGGAGUCAAACAUGGAUGAGGAAGAAGAUCUGGAGACACUUGGUGAACAACUGUACUCUCUGAUUUACCCCAACCACAAAGACAAUGCUGGGAAACUCACAGGGAUGUUGCUGGAGCUGCCGGGUCCUGUCCUGAGUCAGAUGCUGCAGGAUGAGGCCACACUGAGCGCAGCCGUGGAGAAAGCCCUCAGAGCCCUGCAGCUGGCGCAGGAGCCCAGCAAGGUGACAUGUAAGGACGAGGAUGACGUGUCAAUGUCCUCUGACUCUCUGGGUGAGCAGCUGUUUGAGUUGGUGGAUGUUUACAACACCGGCCACUCGCAGAAAAUCACAGGAAUGCUUCUGGAGCAGCACAAAGAGGCCGUUUUAAACCUUCUCUCUGAUCCAAAACUGCUGGAAGAGCAAGUGAACUUUGCCCUGAAGACACUUAAAGAGCAGAGCAUGGAGGAGACGGACAUUAGUGACUCGUCGGAUGUUGACGACACAGAGAGGCUGGGAGAGAAGCUCUUCUCGCUGGUGGAGGAGCUGGACCCACUUCAUGCUAAUGAUAUUACAGGUAUGCUCCUGGAGAUGGACCCAGCUGCUCUCCAACAGCUGCUCAGUGACCACACGAUGCUGGAGGUUGCUGUUCAGAAAGCACAAGCAGCACUGGAUACCUAAAACUGAACUCUCUCAACUUGAACAGAAGAGGACGACAGCAUUUUACACACAGAAUAACAGUUAUAAAUUAAUGACUUUGAUUCAUUUAGAUAAUAUAAUGCUGGGGAAGAGCUGACAACACUUUAGGAGAUCAUAUUUAUGAUUUGUGUUUUAUACAGAUUUUUGAGUGACCUGUGGAAAGUUUGACUCGACCUACUGUAAAUAAUUUAAGAGUCUAGUAAGCUUAUUCUUAGCUGAGAUUACAUUAAUGUAAUUGUCCCUUUCUAAUACGGGUAUGCUCACUUUGCUGGUACGUGAUUAUCUUUCUCAGAUAAAUUGACUGGACAUAAGUGCCAUUGUGCCAAACAUCCACAACAAGACAUUAGAGUCAUUGUUUCUUGAUGGAAUUGUUUACAGCGGGCUGUAAGUCUAUGAGAGAAGUGCUUAUCUAUGUCCUGCUAUGUUGAUAUGCUUGCUUUGGUACUGUACUCAUAAUGAUUAACUGUACAAAUUGGUGAAAUAUCUUUGCUAACAGAAAAUACAGCAGAUUGUACAUAAAAUAAAGAAGCUCUACAUUUAUAAAGCAAUAUGGCAUCAAAUUAUGUCCAGACAUCCAUGGACCAGUCCAAUACUUUGGCUCAUGAUCAGUUGAUUCAGAGCCAGAGUAUGUUUUUUACUGGGUCAAACAUCAGAGUAUUUAUCAUUUAGAGAGAAGGAUGCUGAGCACUGUGACUUGAAUAGAACACUAAUACAUGAGAGGCACAAGCUGGGGCUAGUAGUUAGCUAACUGUUAGCAAUGUAGAUAAACCUCUUAAAUUGGUCACCCCAGUGACAUUUUAUUUGUAUUUAUAUUAGGUAGAAAUCAAAUGCAAACCUAACUGGCCUUCCACUGUGUGUGUUCUGGCCUAGUCUGUGCAUGUAUUUCCUCACUGGCACUGUGUUAGGUCUGCACAUUUAACAGUAGUUUAAUUUCUUGUUAGAUCUGUCAGCUCAAGGUUGUCUGCAUUGUGCGUAAUGCGACUCCAAACUUAACAGCUGGACUUUCCUCAAGUACACAUGCUUGCUUAAUUUAACGAGUCACUGUAUUUUAAAACACAAAACCUGUAAUGAAUGAAACCAAUAGACAUCUCUUUCAAAGUGCUACAGAGCGCAAAAAAUAACUUUAUUACCAUUUCUUCUCCACCUUUUGUAUUUACUGUUUUUAUGUCAAGAAUUUUACAUGAGGAAUUCUAAAACAUUGGGGAAAACAACUCCUUCUCUGAAACAAAAGGGGACUUUUUGUUCAUUUUAAUCUGGUGCCUACAAAAUCAUUGAGUCAAAAACAUCUGGGUUGACAAAUGAUUGAAUUAAAAAUCAUAUUUGUAAACUAAUAUGACAGGGAAGUAUUAGAGUAGAGUACAAUUAGCUCUCAUUUCACGAUUUAGAUAAAGUUUUAUUUGUCUGCAGAAGCGGUCAAAACAAAUGAUAAGAAUAGGAAUCCACAUCAUCUCUGGUGAAUCAUAAAUGCAUUUCUUAAAAGCUAAUCAGGAAAAAUUAGUUAAUCUCCACACACACACAAG
Morone saxatilis (striped sea-bass) is the source of this 2533-nucleotide messenger RNA. RefSeq lists its product as uncharacterized. Gene Ontology annotation, biological process: protein polyubiquitination; regulation of double-strand break repair; DNA damage response. The transcript has 6 exons. Gene Ontology annotation, cellular component: nucleus. Bases 351 to 995 code for a protein of 214 amino acids. The record is from RefSeq and is a predicted model, not a curated record. Gene Ontology annotation, molecular function: RNA binding. NCBI's taxonomy places the organism in Eukaryota, Metazoa, Chordata, Actinopteri, Moronidae.